This is a messenger RNA of Closterium sp. NIES-65, 252 nucleotides long. The record is from the annotation of a GenBank genome assembly. NCBI's taxonomy places the organism in Eukaryota, Viridiplantae, Streptophyta, Zygnematophyceae, Desmidiales, Closteriaceae.
AUGUACACGUGGAAGGACGCCACCCUGAGAGAACUGACAGAUCUGUUGAAGGAGGUGGUGCCGGAGGCCCGUCGUAGGGAAGCGCGGCUAUCUUUUGCAUUCGUGUACCCAAAUAGACAGGGGAGGAACGUGAUGAAACAGGCCGGUAUCACCAACUCAAUGACUCGCAGACCAACACCCGAUGACAACAGGACGUUGCACGAGCUGGGGUUUCAGACUGGUGACUUCCUAGACGUUGCUAUUUUCACAUGA